GUAGCGGUACGUUCAACGUUUGCGUUACAUUUUAGCUUGAUUCGCUAUAUAUUUCUAUUUUAACUGUGAGACUCGCACAAGUGUUUCUCCAGUUCAAUAAAUUUAACCAAUAACUCUUUCACUAAUUAGUUAUGGUUAGUCAUACAAAAAAGCCACGAACUCAGUCACCUGUCAACGUGAUGACUAAUAGUAUAAAUAUGCUCGCAACGACGAGCAGCACAACUCCCACAAAGUAUGGAAAUGAGGCACACAGCUUGCCAAUACGCCGCAAGCGUCGAGCUGCCGGUUCACUACCAUCUACUGUGGCUGAAACUGAGGGCGAAAACUUGCUGACAAAUAGCAGUAGCAUCGCUUCUACAAACUCAGCACUUGGUCCUGACAUAAACCUCUUCACUUCACCCUAUGUACGUGUCACAAAACUUCAGAUUCCAAGUCCAGCUCCAACACUUACUUCAGAAAUAGAACGACUAAAGCUGGCUGUAGAAGAACUGAAGACUGAGAUGCGGGACAUAAGGUGUAGAAAAGAUAUGAAUGCAGGAUUUUCAGAAAAUUUGGCCAACUUAUCUGAACUAUCAACACAGGUUAGUGAUAUAAAAUCACAGGUCUGUGAACUUGCCCCUCUGAACAUCUUGACUAAGACCAUAAACCCUGGCGAACUUGACACAGAAUCAGUAUCUAAGAUAGACACCUUGAUAAACUUCAUCACAACAGAGGUUAUCAAAAGACUUGAUACUAAACUAAGUGUGAUUGUCUACAAUAUACCGGAUAAUGAGGGGUUGAAAAAGGUUCAAAGCAUCUUACUUAGGGCGGCGAAAAUGCCUAACUCCCAAACAAAAUGUCACAGACUGAAGAAGAGUCAGCACGACCACUGCUGUCCUAUACGCCUUCAGUUCGAAACGCAGACAGAGGCUAAAAAAUUCACCAACACACAACGUAUCCUAUUACAGGACACAAGCUACAAACAGGUAAAAGUUGUAGCAGAUAAGACAGUGAUUGAAAGGCGUGCUUACAAUCACCUUAAUAAACCAAAUGGCAGGACACCUCAAGCCACUAAAAUAGAUAUACACACUACCAACACGGUAGAACUCAUAGCCUCCCCCCUCUCUAAUCCCGUAAAAAUAGCUCCAGAGAAAAUGAAACCAAACGAAAGACUUGUGAGCUAUAGUCUUACUCCUAAAGUAACCUCUCCUCCCUCUACGGUGGAUCUAGAUAUGUCUAUGGACAGCCAUAAGAUGGUAAUCAAUCCCUCUUGUAAGCUGACAACAUCCUCUCUUAACCAAAACGUGACAACGCAAAUGGAACUCGGUAACAAAACAGGCCGAAAUACGCCACUUGUUGCGAAGAUUCCCCAACAUAUUCAGACUCCCAAGAAUAUCUCACGCUUUAAGGUAAAUAAUAUUCAAAAACAUACUAGCAACCAAACUAAAAACAAAAAUAAGGACAUAGAGCCCAAGGACAACAACGACACAACCUACUUGCAUACUGUGCCAAGUCACACUGGUAGCUGGUGUAGUGACGCUAUCACGCAAAGUAGCAAAAGUGACAACACUCGGAGCUCAGCCACCAGGCAUGACAUACAAACUAACUUUGGCAGAUUAUACGGAACAAGCCUUCUGGGAAACAAACCACAGUGUAGCUAUGCACAUAACGACACCCAUGUAAGGUCUCUUGGAAUGUCCACACACAGUAGGCAGAUUAACAAGUCAUGGGUAUCACAAGGUACCAAUGAUUUUUUAUCCAACACAUCCCUGUCAGCGCUAACCAAACAGCUGGUGGGGAUGUUAACCCUUCUGAACCCAUACCACCAACGUUGGCCCCCUAUCGGGAAGAAAACAGACAUGGGCUAGUACAUACGGAACUAUUAGUCACACCCAAAGACUGUACAAGCAUAUGCCAAAUAAAAACCUCAACCCAACUCUCCAACCUACCCAAGCCUAGAACCACGUCAUUGUAUAGUUUAUCUAAUAAUCAAACCCAUUACCCACUAAAAAAAACGGAUAGUAACUUGACAGACAUAGGUGGACAAACUAGUUGCAACACAGGGUUGAUAUGCCACGCGGAAACAGCGGAUGCCGAUCCACACUUGAACCUUAUUGACGAGCUUAAACACUUCAAACACUACUUCAAAUCUCAACUCUACUUAAUACUUAUUAAUGCUAGAUCUAUCCUUAACAAACUACCGAUGCUCAGGGCACACACGCUGGUAUACAAACCCCCUAUAAUCAUUAUUACGGAAUCCUGGUGUCACUCCAAUAUACCAGACGAAGAGAUAAGCAUCGAAGGGUACAUACACUUUCGCUGUGACAGGAAGAGUGGUAAGGGAGGAGGCUGCCUAAUGUACUUCCUGAACACACUUACUGUAUUACAGCUAGAAAAUAAGGAACUCAAUGACAUGCACGACACCCUGUGGGUCAACGUACACUUCAAAAGU
Trichobilharzia szidati is the source of this 2431-nucleotide messenger RNA. The record is from the annotation of a GenBank genome assembly. Lineage: Eukaryota; Metazoa; Platyhelminthes; Trematoda; Strigeidida; Schistosomatidae.